AUGAGAAUGGACGUCGGUACCAUGCACAUGGAGAAUGUGACAUAUUUUCUCCCCAAUGAUGAGUCCGAACUCGAUCGUCUAGACCUCUACCAUCACAUCUGUACACUAGUCAUCGACGGAGAAUUGUACCUGGCACCGAUUGGUAAGGCGCCUCAACGGAUUCUAGACAUAGGAACGGGCACUGGUAUCUGGCCGAUCGAAAUGGGAGAUAUUUUCCCUUCAGCUGAGAUUAUUGGAAAUGAUCUGAGUCCAGUCCAGCCAAAAUUUGUCCCACCGAACGUUUCAUUCGAAGUCGACGACAUUGAGCAGGAUUGGGCGUACAGUCACCCCUUCGACUAUAUCCAUUGUCGAUAUAUGGCAGGCUCAGUCAAAAAUUGGCCACGCCUCGUGGAGCAAGCAUUUCAGCACACCAAGCCCGGCGGCUGGGUCGAAUUCCAAGAUUUCGAAAUGCGAUGGUACACGAACAGUGGGGUCUUCAAACCGGGCUCACCUCUCGAUCAAUGGUGCACGGAGAUAAUCGAAGGCGUGAAAAGCAUCGGAAUGGAGCCUGAGCCGGGACCGAAGCUCGAAGGCUGGGUCCGUGAUGCAGGAUUCACCAAGAUCAAACACCAACUCUUCGCGAUCCCGACAGGGACGUGGCCGAAGUACAAAAAACUCAAGGAGAUUGGUGCCUUCGACCUCGUCCAGUUCCUCGAUGGCAUGGAGAAUAUCUCCAUGCGUGUCUUAACGUCGUUGAGGGGUUAUACUCAGGAAGAAGUCAUGGUGCUGCUCGCCAAGUUGAAGAAUGACCUGCGAAAUCCGAGGCUGCAGGUUCAGCAUAAUUUUCAUGUAGUAUAUGCACAGAAACCCCUAGAACCGGGCACUGGAUGA
Messenger RNA from Exophiala bonariae, 870 nucleotides. RefSeq lists its product as uncharacterized. The record is from RefSeq and is a predicted model, not a curated record. NCBI's taxonomy places the organism in Eukaryota, Fungi, Ascomycota, Eurotiomycetes, Chaetothyriales, Herpotrichiellaceae. The coding region runs from base 1 to 870 and encodes 289 amino acids. The transcript is spliced from 7 exons. Gene Ontology annotation, molecular function: methyltransferase activity.